AAUGUCUAAUUGCAAAGAUUUUGUCACAAUUCUUAAUAGAGAUUAUCUUAUACUUGGAUUUUUAACUAAUGAGUAAGUCUAUGAAUAAUUACCACAUAAACUAGAUCCUCCAAAAAUUUUAAUUUAUAAAUUGGAUAUUGUUGAUGAAGUUGUUUUAAUGGAAGAAAUUCCUUUAACAAUAGAUACAAAUUUCGAAGAAGUAGCUCAAAAAAUUAAGACAUUAGAAGCAACAUUUAAUAAAGAAUAUAUUUAUAUAGAAAAUAUUAAAAAAGAAGUUAAUUCUCAUAAUUAAUAUAACUAAAAUUAUCUUAAUUAUACAUGAC
Paramecium sonneborni is the source of this 323-nucleotide messenger RNA. The record is from the annotation of a GenBank genome assembly. NCBI's taxonomy places the organism in Eukaryota, Ciliophora, Oligohymenophorea, Peniculida, Parameciidae.